ACGCCCAACGCCACAGAUAUAUAAAGUAGUUAAAAUUUCAUUUGAAAAAAUCCUUUGAAACCCAUCGUUUCUUCAAAUACGUCUUAGAAUUCAUCAUUGUAUACACUAUAUUUCAGGGGAGGGUUUCUAGGGUUUGUAAAAGCCUCAACCAGGAGCAGCAGCCAUGGCGAAGAAGCGAAAGGUUCAAGAGCAAGCGUCCGUAAAAGUCGAACCACAAGAAAGUGAACAGAACAACAAUGGGGACGAGGGGGAGGGAGAAAUUACAAAGCUGCUGGAGCCCUUUAGCAAAGAUCAGCUCAUCGCCAUACUUUGCGAGGCCGCCAUGAAAAAACCAAACACACUGAAAAGCAUUCGAAAGCUCGCAGACAAAGACCUCGCGCACAGGAAAAUCUUUGUCCACGGCCUCGGCUGGGACGCCACAUCGGACAUCGUGAAAGCGUCCUUUGCCGAACACGGCGAGAUUGAGGACUGCACAGUCAUCAACGACAAAGCCACCGGGAAAUGCAAGGGCUACGGCUUCGUUACCUUCAAGCAUAUGGACGCCGCGCAGAGGUCUUUGAAGGAGCCCACCAAGAAAAUCGGCAGCAGGAUGGUCAACUGUCAGAUGGCCUGCACCGGCCCGACGCCACCCCAGCCAGUGAAGGACUUCGUUGGACGGAAAAUUUAUGUGAGUCCCGUUCCUGCUGAUGUAAGUGCUGAUAAGCUUCUGAAGCAUUUUGUAAAGUAUGGGGAAAUAGAAGAAGGGCCGCUAGGGUUUGAUAAGCAGUCCGGAAAAUCGAAAGGGUAUGCUCUUUUUAUUUAUAAGACAGCGGAAGGUGCCAGAAAGGCUCUGGAGGAGCCCAACAAGACUAUUGAUGGCCAUGCCAUGAAUUGCAAGCGAGCCACCGAGAAUAAAAAGCAGAAGAGUAAUGUGCCGUCUUUGGUUACAGGGCCUCUGGACCCUAAUGAUCUUGCUUUGACCCACGGUAAGGGUUCGAUUCUAGGGUCUGCCGCGGCGGCCCAGGGUUUAUUGGGCGGGGCAUUUCCGUUUAAUCAGGGAUUCAAUGCUGCCUUUUUGGCUAGUCAAAAUCAGAACUUUGGUGGCUUGAACACGGGGCUUGUUGGUUCCAUUAAUCCUUCCCUGGUGGCUUCCUUGAAUCCGUCUUCGCUGGGCUCUGGCAGUGGUUAUGGAACCCACCCGAGCAUUGGGGGUUAUGGUGCUGGAGAGGGCAGUGUUAAUGCCGGGGUGCAUGGGCUUUACGGUUCGCAGGCGGGAGCUCUGCAAGGUGGAUUAACUGGCUAUCAAACUUCGCAGUUGAGCCAAUCUGCCGCUUUGCCUAGAACGUCGCAGGGAGGAGGCAGCUCGUUGGGAGGAAUGCCAUCAUACCUGCCAUAUUAGGAUCUGCUAUUCUUCUACGCAAUGACCAUAUUUAUGAUGAGGCUGCCAAGUUUGGCGUGGACAUAUCCUUUUGCUGAUAAAAGAAAUUUUCAGUCGCAGAUGCCUCGAUAAGGAGGGUUUUCUUCCUUACAAUUAAAAAAAAAAACUUCUGCCUUUUCACACUGCAUUUUCUGCCUCUGAUACUGGCAAUAUUGAUGGAACAUUUCAACGAUGCACCUCCAAAUAUUAUUGUUCGGGGGAUUUUUUGGGAUAUCAGAGGCAGAAGGAUUCUGCAAUUUUUGUGACAACCUGCCAUAUUUGGAACAAGAAAGGAGAUAUGAGUAUGAACUUUUUGUAUUAAGAGGGUGAGAUUUUAGACUUCAUAAUUUUAUUAUUUCCAACGGAAGGACUCUGGCUGGUUUCGCACUAUGGUUUUACUUUUAUUGAUUUUGUGUAUUGUAUCUGCAUUUGUAGAGGUGCCAAUCUAAAAAUAAACUUCUAAGCCCAAGUAAUAUAAUAUUGUCGCUGCUUUUUUCAAAACAGCCAAAA
Cryptomeria japonica (Japanese cedar) is the source of this 1906-nucleotide messenger RNA. RefSeq names its product UBP1-associated protein 2B. Bases 164 to 1378 code for a protein of 404 amino acids. Lineage: Eukaryota; Viridiplantae; Streptophyta; Pinopsida; Cupressales; Cupressaceae. The transcript has 2 exons. The record is from RefSeq and is a predicted model, not a curated record. Gene Ontology annotation, molecular function: RNA binding.